AUGCCUGUCUGCACUCAACAUGCCGUACGCAAAAGCCUCAGCAUCAACAGCAAGAUGAUCCGAUUGUUUGCUUCCUGCCCAAGCCCAAAACACAUUCAAUUCUUGGCUGUCUUCAUCUUCUCAUGCUCCCUGCCAUUAGCAAUCAGUGAUGACACUGAUACUGAUCGAGAAGCCCUGCUAUGCUUCAAGUCGCAAAUCUCUGAUUCAAGUGGAGCCCUAAGCUCCUGGACCAAUACAUCCCAGAACUUCUGCAACUGGCAGGGCGUCUCAUGCAACAACACGCAGACUCAACUCCGAGUCAUGGCACUCAACAUAAGCUCCAAAGGCCUCAGUGGUUCAAUACCAGCUUGCAUCGGCAAUCUGAGCUCCAUUGCAAGCCUCGACUUAUCAAGCAACGCCUUCCAUGGAAAAAUUCCAGUAGAGCUCGGGCGCCUGCGACAGCUCAGGUACCUGGACCUGAGCAUCAACUCUCUUGAAGGUCAUAUUCCAGAUGAGCUGUCUUCGUGCAGCAAUCUCCAGGUACUCAGCUUAUGGAACAACUCCCUCCAAGGUGAGAUACCAACAAACUUAACCCAAUGCACUCACCUCCAGCAAGUUAGACUUGACAAUAACAAGCUUGAAGGCAGAAUUCCCACUGGGUUUGGGCUGCUUCGUGAGCUGAAAACUCUCAAUCUCUCCAACAACGCCCUCACAGGUGCCAUACCACCGUUGUUGGGCAGCAGCCCGUCUGUUGUAUAUGUUGAUCUUGGGAGCAAUCAGCUCACAGGAGGAAUCCCAGAGUUUUUGGCAAAUAGUUCGUCUAUUCAAGUGCUGAGGCUCAUGAUAAAUAGUCUUACAGGGGAGAUCCCACCAGCCCUCUUCAACAGCUCCACAUUGACAACCAUUUACCUCAACCGUAACAACUUAGUUGGCUCCAUACCACCUGUUACAGCAGUUGCUGCACCAAUUCAAUACCUUGUUCUAGCCCAGAACAACCUCACAGGAGGGAUUCCAGCCUCACUGGGAAACCUUUCUUCCCUGGUUCGUCUGUCUCUUGCAGCAAAUAACUUGGUGGGGAGCAUCCCUGAGAGCCUAAGUAAAAUCUCAACUCUAGAGAGGUUGAUUCUCACAUACAACAACUUGUCUGGUCCUGUGCCAGAGUCUAUUUUCAACAUGUCAACUUUGAAAUAUCUUGAAAUGGCCAAUAACUCACUCAUCAGCCGACUACCACCAGAUAUAGGCAACAAGCUUCCAAACCUUCAAACCCUGAUCCUAUCUACAACACAGUUAAAUGGGCCAAUCCCAGCUACUCUUGCCAAUAUGACCAAACUAGAAAUGAUUUAUCUUGUUGCUACGGGGCUCACUGGUAUAGUGCCAUCGUUUGGGUCCUUGACAAACUUGCGGGACCUUGAUCUUGCAUACAACCAGCUUGAAGCAGGGGACUGGAGCUUCCUCUCAUCCCUUGCAAACUGCACUCAACUGAAAAAAUUGACCUUGGAUGGGAAUAUUCUCCAAGGAAGUUUGCCUAGUUCAGUUGGUAAUCUUCCCUCACAGCUUGACUGGUUGUGGCUCAAACAAAACAAACUUUCUGGGACAAUUCCCCCAGAGAUUGGUAACCUUAAGAGUCUCAGUAUUAUGUACAUGGAUAACAAUAUGUUUAGCGGAAGCAUCCCACCAACCAUUGGAAAUCUUAGCAACCUACUGGUUCUAAGUUUUGCAAAAAAUAACCUCUCUGGCCAUAUUCCAGAUUCUAUUGGUAAUCUUGCCCAACUAAAUGAGUUUUAUCUAGAUGGGAACGAUUUCAACGGAACCAUACCUGCAAACAUAGGGCAGUGGCAACAAUUAGAGAAGCUUAAUCUCUCUCACAAUUCAUUCAGUGGACACAUGCCAAGUGAGGUAUUCAACAUUUCUUCCCUGUCACAAAAUUUAGACUUGUCAAAUAAUCUGUUUACCGGGCCCAUACCACCAGAAAUUGGCAACCUCAUAAAUCUUGGAAGCAUCAGUAUUGCAAACAAUCGCUUGACAGACAAUAUACCAUCCACUCUAGGGAACUGUGUGCUUUUGGAAUACCUUCACAUGGAAGGGAACCUUCUUACUGGAAACAUUCCACAAUCUUUCAUGAACUUAAAAAGCAUCAAGGAGCUGGAUCUCUCUCGUAACAGAUUGUCAGGAAAAGUUCCAGAGUUCCUCACACUCUUUAGUUCUUUGCAGAAACUCAACCUUUCCUUCAAUGAUUUUGAAGGGCCAAUACCAUCAAACGGUGUCUUUAGUAAUGCUAGCAGGGUUAUCUUGGACGGAAACUACAGGCUGUGUGCAAAUGCUCCAGGGUAUAGCCUGCCCCUUUGCCCUGAAUCAGGAUCACAAAGCAAACACAAGUCAACUGUUCUCAAAAUAGUGAUUCCAAUUGCAGUGACUGCUGUUGUAAUUUCAUUGCUGUGUUUAACGGCUGUUCUCAUCAAGAGAAGAAAAGAAGAACCAAGUUUGCAGCACUCUAGUGUGAACUUGAGGAAAAUAUCAUACGAAGAUAUUGCCAAAGCAACAAACGGGUUCUCUUCCUCUAAUUUGGUUGGUUUGGGCUCCUUUGGGGCUGUUUACAAGGGCCUUUUGUCAUUUGAGGACAAUCCAGUUGCUAUUAAGGUUUUCAAUCUCAACAAGUAUGGAGCACCCACAAGCUUCAAUGCGGAGUGUGAGGCUUUAAGAAAUAUUCGUCAUCGGAAUCUUGUCAAAAUUAUUACUUUAUGCUCUACGGUCGAUCCAAGUGGCUAUGAUUUUAAGGCACUUAUCUUUCAGUAUAUGCCAAAUGGGAGUCUGGAAAUGUGGCUACAUCCAGAGGACCACACGCAUGGCACGCAAAGAUUCCUAACUUUGGGUGAAAGGAUUAGCAUAGCCCUGGACAUUGCAUAUGCUUUAGAUUAUCUUCAUAACCAGUGUGUAUCCCCACUAAUACAUUGUGACAUGAAGCCAAGCAAUGUUCUUUUGGAUCUUGAAAUGACUGCAUAUGUCAGUGAUUUUGGGUUGGCGAGAUUUAUGUGUGCUAAUUCAACAGAAGCACCUGGCAAUUCAACAAGUUUGGCCGACCUAAAAGGAUCCAUUGGAUAUAUUGCACCAGAGUAUGGAAUGGGUGGGCAAAUAUCGAAAAAGGGUGAUAUCUACAGCUAUGGAGUUCUUUUGUUAGAGAUAUUAACUGGGAAGCGUCCAACUGAUGAAAAAUUCAAGGAUGGCAUGAACCUCCAUGAACUUGUGGAUGCUGCAUUUCCACACAGAGUAGCAGAGAUUUUGGACCCCACUGUGCUACACAACGAUUUAGAUAGUGGAAACUCUGAAGUGAUGCAGAGUUGUGUCCUCCCACUAAUUAAGGUGGCCCUCAUGUGCUCCAUGGCAUCACCAAAAGACCGGUUAGGGAUGGCGCAAGUUUCCACUGAAAUACACUCCAUCAAGCAAGCAUUUAUUGAUCUUUCCAGUGGAGGAAAAAUAGUGUGACUGGAAAUUAAACAAAUUCAGUGCAUUGGACACUACAAAAUAAAUCUAGUUAAGCCUUCUCUCGUUUUUUUGUUACUUUUCUUCCUGAAAUUGAUA
This is a messenger RNA of Oryza brachyantha (malo sina), 3555 nucleotides long. Its product is annotated as probable LRR receptor-like serine/threonine-protein kinase At3g47570. Lineage: Eukaryota; Viridiplantae; Streptophyta; Magnoliopsida; Poales; Poaceae. The transcript is spliced from 2 exons. Gene Ontology annotation, biological process: protein phosphorylation. The coding region runs from base 1 to 3459 and encodes 1152 amino acids. The record is from RefSeq and is a predicted model, not a curated record. Gene Ontology annotation, molecular function: protein kinase activity; ATP binding; receptor serine/threonine kinase binding.